Messenger RNA from Sorghum bicolor (sorghum), 1281 nucleotides. RefSeq lists its product as uncharacterized. The record is from RefSeq and is a predicted model, not a curated record. NCBI's taxonomy places the organism in Eukaryota, Viridiplantae, Streptophyta, Magnoliopsida, Poales, Poaceae. Bases 213 to 1043 code for a protein of 276 amino acids. The transcript has a single exon.
UCCAAAAUUCGAAGGACACGUACAAGAAAAUAUAUCCCAUUCCAUUCCUCGACACCCUUCUUGUCCAAGCUUAGAACCAAAACCAAACCACCCCAAUCCAACUGCCAUUAAUUCCAUUAUCUCCUUAUAAACCUUGCCUGCCUCCUGCUUCUCUCUCGCCCACACACACCACUCUACUCACUCUCCGACCAACAGUGCAAACGCCGGCGGCGAUGAGGUACGGCGAGGUGGCGCACUUCAGCCACCCACAGCACCGUCUGCGUCUGGAGCACUCGGAGACGCCGUUCCGGUGCGACGGUUGCCGGGAGGUCGGCAUCGGGGCGCGGUUCCGGUGCCCGUACCGGGGCUGCGACCACGACCUGCACCGGCAGUGCGCGCUGCCGGCGUCGCCGCCGCCGCCGCCGCUGCGGCACCCGUUCUACCCUCGCUGCGCGUUCGUGUUCCUGGCGCGCGCGCCGGGCGGGGGACCCGGGACCCGGUACUGCAACGCGUGCGGCCGCGACGUUGCCGGCUACGUCUACCACUGCCGCGCCUGCGGGUUCGACCUGCACCCGUGCUGCGCCGCGCUGCCGCACGCGCUGGACGCCGGCGGCGGGGUCCGGCUGUACCUCCACCCGGACUCCAGGGCCGCCGGCGUGCCGCCGUGCCACCGGUGCGGACACCGGGGGCGAAGCUGGAGCUACCGGAGCCAGUGCAGGUGCUACAGCCUCCACGUGGCGUGCGUCAUGGACAUGCUCGUCGAGAGCUGGCACGGCGUCGGGCGGCGCAAGGGCGCCGGCGGUGCCGGCGCGAACGUGUACGACGGCGGGAUGGUGGUGCCCGGGAGUGGCGGGUACAGGGUGCCGGCGAUCAGGGGCGCGGCGAAGAGCAGCCACGCCGGCAGGGGGGGAGGAGGAGGGUACUCGUACUGGGGCAGGAAGAAGGGCAAGGUGAAGCGCUGCUGCGAGAUCGCCGGGUUCGCCGCGCAGGUGGUCAUCUCCGCCGUGCUCGGCGACCCCACCGCGCUCAUCGCCGGCGUCAUAGGCUCGCUCAUCGCUGGGUGACAGACGGACGCCGGCCUAGUAGAAGGACGGAGACAGAUCGAUCUUCGAUCAUGAAAAAAAAAUGUACGUAUGCCGUGCGCCGCCGUCGCCUGUUCGUGCAUGCACGGCCAUGUAGGUAGACACUUCGUGGCGAAUUUAGCUUGAGACCGUGUUCACCUCUCUAAAAAGUCAUAACUGAAAAUAUUGUUCGCUAAUUUAUUAUAUAAAAGAAAAAUAUGGUUGACUGUUAAAAGAAAAA